CAUCAACGAACGUCAAGUCCGUCAAGUGUCACUCAGUCACAGUGUUUUUUGUUUUUUAUGCAUCUGCAUCUGCAAUUCUGUGCAAAAUGACUAAAAAAUGCUAAAUAAGUUAAAUGAAAAAUCAGAAAACAGAUCAGUGGAAUUGACUUGCCGAUUAUGCUUGACAGAGAGGAAACACUCUCAGCCUCUGUUCGUAGAACAACUCCUGGUUGAAUGGAUUCGUGGCUUAACUUCGCUGAAGAUUGAACACAUACAGAAUGCACCUGCAUCACUGUGCUUGGAAUGUAAAACAUCUCUUGAAAGUUUUGAGUCUUUCAGAGCAAUGUGCUUGUCCAACGACAACAUAUUUCAUGACACGUACGUUCAAACGACUAUUCAGAAUGAAAUGGUUGAAAUUUUGCAUAUUGAAGAAGAGCCAGAUGAAGCAUCUCAAGAUCAUGAAGCCUUGAAUAUGAAAAUUGUCGAGGUCCAAGAUGAAAUUCUUAACAACUCACAUGACAUGGUCGUUGAAAUAGAGGAAAAUGAAGCGAUAAUUGAUGAGCCAGAUGCGUAUGAAGUAUUGUAUUUAGAUACAGCUAGUGGGUCUCCGCUCCGCCGAAGUCACGGCGCAUUAGAAGAAAAUUUAUCAUCUCAAGCAGAACAAAAACCGGGAGAAACAAAUGGAAAAAAGUUUUGCGAAAUAUGCAACAAAUACGUGAAUAGACUAACCCAGCAUCAGCUCAUUCACAAGGAGGUCCGCCCGUUCCAGUGCACCUACUGCUCCAAGGGUUUCAAUCAGCUGUGCAAUCUCAAGAAGCACGUCAGAAUCCACACGAAGGAGAAGCCCUAUCUCUGCAGUGAGUGCGAUAAGGGAUUUACAAAUUCGACCGAGCUGAAAAUUCACAUGCGAAUCCAUACGCAGGAGAGACCAUUUGAGUGCACUGAGUGUGGCAAGUCAUUCGUCACAUCGGGCCACCUGGUGCGGCACGCCCGAUCUCACAGCGGGUCGAAACCGUACGAGUGUAAUGUUUGUAAGGCGAAAUUCUCAACAUCGAGCCACUUGGUACGACACAAACGGAUUCACUCGAUGGAAAAACGCUACGAGUGCGUUUCGUGCGCUGAACGGUUUAUGAGAAAGGAAAACUUGAGGGCUCAUAAGUGUAGAAUGGUAGAUAAUAAGAAAAAAUAAAUAAAUAACACAUCGUAA
Molecule: messenger RNA, 1186 nt
Organism: Armigeres subalbatus
Lineage: Eukaryota; Metazoa; Arthropoda; Insecta; Diptera; Culicidae
Product: RB-associated KRAB zinc finger protein-like
Exons: 3
Coding region: 98-1168 (356 amino acids)
Biological process (GO): regulation of transcription by RNA polymerase II
Cellular component (GO): nucleus; nucleoplasm
Molecular function (GO): zinc ion binding; DNA-binding transcription repressor activity, RNA polymerase II-specific; RNA polymerase II cis-regulatory region sequence-specific DNA binding
Source: RefSeq, a predicted model, not a curated record